Molecule: messenger RNA, 2578 nt
Organism: Cynoglossus semilaevis (tongue sole)
Lineage: Eukaryota; Metazoa; Chordata; Actinopteri; Pleuronectiformes; Cynoglossidae
Gene: wdr91
Product: WD repeat domain 91
Exons: 18
Coding region: 233-2473 (746 amino acids)
Biological process (GO): early endosome to late endosome transport; negative regulation of phosphatidylinositol 3-kinase/protein kinase B signal transduction
Cellular component (GO): early endosome membrane; late endosome membrane
Molecular function (GO): phosphatidylinositol 3-kinase inhibitor activity; protein binding
Source: RefSeq, a predicted model, not a curated record
CAAACACAACAGGAAGAAUCAAAGCAUUUCGUCCCUCUUUUUUUUUAAGUUUAAACGCGGUUUAGAAAUGUCAGCGGGGUUAAAACAUAAAUGUCGGAUAAGAACAAUGUUAAUUUAAAUUUUUUAUGAAGUUGCAGUUGUUUAUGUGUACAUGUUGAUGUUUUUGUCCCAUUGGAACUCCGCGUGAAAUUAAGUCGACCGAACAGUACACGGAUCAGGGUUUGAAGUCAACAUGGCGUUCGCAGUAGAGAGGACAGAUGAACAUGUGAGGGAAUAUCUGACUUACCGUGGCUUCACCAACACACUGAAACACUUGGACAUCGAGAUUAAAGCGGACAAGGAGAAAGGUUUCAGGGUGGACAAGGUCAUCGAUCAGUUGCUGCAGUUUAUCCACAGCUUUGACUUACUCGGGCUGAAGGAGUACUGGAUUUAUCUGGACAGACGUCUCUUCUCCAGACUGGAGGACAUUUACAAAUCCACAGUGAACAAGCUGAGGACUAGUCUGUACAGAUACUACGUCAUCAACACCGUUCAGAAAGGAAACCUGGAAAAGACACAGGAGUUCUUCCAAAAGCAAGCGUUGGAGCUCCAGGGUCAGCCGGAGUGGAGGGAUUGGUUCAUUCUCCCAUUCAUCCCCUCCCCGGAGCAGAACCCCACCUUUUCGGCGUACUUCUCUCGGCAGUGGGCUGACAUCUUCCUCGUUUCUCUGCACAACUUCCUGUCCGUUCUGUUUCAGUGUAUGCCUCAGCCUGUCCUGUUGAGUUUUGAUGCAGAGGUCCAAAAGAUGAUGAGUCUGGUGGAGGAGAACGAACAGCUGCGGCAGAUUCUUUUUGCUCUCCAGACAGAAAGUCGGGAACAGAGAGAGGGAGAAGAAAUUGUCCACCACAAACUGCCGGCAUACGUCCAGAACAUGGAUCGUCUGGGAGACACUGAGCUGGACUUGGUGUCAAGUCAGCGAGUCGUCACCACUGCCACCACGCCUUCCAGAAACUUCUUUGCGACAUUGCUACCACAGGGCCGACGCACACCUGGAAAAUCACAGCAGGUCUCCUCCGGGUCAUCGCCAAAUCAGGCAGCAGCGAGCAGGAAAGAGCCGACUGGUCAGCCCGCAAAGUCAAAAGAAGCGAUGCAAACGAGGGAGGUGAAGCCUGUCGUCAGUCAGACUUCAGUUAUUGAGCCAGUGAGCUCCCAGUCGGCAGCAACAGUCAGCAACCAGGUGACACAUCCACGACACAAGAAAAUCAAGGAUUACGAGAAAGAGAGGAAGGAGCUCUUCUCCAAACCAUCACCUCAGACGCCAGAGAAGAAGGGCGACGCCGGGGAGGUGGAGCCUCCUGCUGACGCCUGCAGCGACGUUACCGACUCCUCUUUGACCAGCAAGAACGGUGGAGGAGCAGCAGAGGGCGAAAGCCUGUCUGUGGAACAGCCUUUCAUCAAACUGAGUCAGGAGGAGUACGGGGAGCACCAUUCCUCCAUCAUGCACUGCAGAGUCGACUGCUCGGGGCGCAGGAUUGCCAGUUUGGAUGUAGAUGGAGUCAUCAAGGUGUGGAGCUUCAACCCCAUCAUACAGACCAAAGCCACCAUCAUGUCUAAAUCCCCGCUGCUGUCCCUGGAGUGGGCCACCAAACCUGACAGGCUGCUGUUACUGGGCAGCGGCGUUGGAACGGUGCGGCUGUACGACACGGACGCCAAGAAGAAUCUUUAUGAGAUGAACAUCGACGAAACACAUCCACGUAUAUUGUCUUUGGCGUGCAGUCCCAGCGGCUCGUCGUUCGUUUGUUCGGCAGCGGCUGUCACUCGACCCGGAUAUGUUGAGGCCGCUCCUCGACUGCCGCUGCCAGUGUUUGGAAAACUGCUUCUCUGGGACACCAAGACAGUCAAACAGCAGCUCCAGUUUUCUUUAGAGCCUGAUCCGGUCGCCGUCAACUGCACAGCCUUCAAUCACAACGGAAACCUGCUGGUGACCGGAGCUGCUGACGGGGUCAUCCGGCUGUUUGAUAUGCAGCGCUACGAUAGUGCCAUGAGCUGGAGAGCCCAUGAUGGAGAGGUUUACAGUGUAGAGUUCAGUUACGAUGAAAACACUGUGUUCAGCAUCGGAGAAGAUGGAAAGUUCAUACAGUGGAACAUCCACAAGUGUGGGGUGAAGCAGUCAGAGCAGGUUUUACCUAACGACGCCACCGGACCCUUUGUUCUGUCAGGAUAUAGUGGAUACAAACAAGUUCAGGUUCCUCGAGGUCGACUUUUUGCUUUUGACUCUGAAGGGCAACACGUCCUGACCUGCUCCAACUCUGGAGGAAUCAUUUACAGACUGACCAAUGGGGAGCCAGCUCUGGAGAGCGUGCUGUCGCUGGGUGGACACAAAGCCCCGGUGGUGACCGUGGAUUGGUGCUCUGCUGUGGACUGUGGCACCUGUCUGACGGCCUCCAUGGACGGAAAGAUCAAACUGAGCACACUGCUGGCUCAGAAGUGUUGACCGGUCUUGAGGUCAAAGGUUACUGAGGAGAAUCUGAUUUUACCUGUGGACAUUUUAUCAUGUGAACAAUAAAAAAAACGUCGAGUUCUGUCAGAGCAUUUCAAA